GCUCAUAGAUGGCUGUGCUGCCUGUGCCGUGUCCAUGAUCACCACAGGACCCCGAUGUUACUUCGUUUCGGUGUACUACACGAGCUAGCUUUUGUUUUAUUAUUAUACUUCCUGGGUACAUUUAUAUAUCUUUGCAUGAGCGUUUAAUGCUGCCUGGAUCAUCUACAUAAUCCCCCUGUGCUAAGCUUAACAUAACAUUAGAGGAUGAAAGCCAAGAAGAAAAAGAGGCAGGAUGAUUUCCAGAAGGUGAAGCUGAAGGUUGGAAAGAAAAAGCCCAGAGCUGACAAUGCCACAAACACCAGUUUCCGUUCAAAAGGAAUCCAUCUCCCUGAUCAACUGAAAAGAGAUACAAGUGGACCUACUACUCACAGGCAUCUAGGCAUAAAUGAUCUUCUGUCCCAGCUACACCAUUACAAUGCAAACGUAAAACACAGUGCCUUGCUUGGUCUGAGGGAGCUACUUUCAUUAAAUCCGCAAUUGCUGGAUUCGCAUCUCUCUCGACUGCUCUCUGAAGUCGCUGCAGUUUUCACAGAUAAAGAUGCGAAUGUUCGUACGGCAGCCACACGUAUCCUCAGGUUCAUUGCUCAGUCAGUGCCGGCAGAUCGAGUGGCCCCAUUUUUCCCCUUGCUCAGUGCUCACCUGUCUUGUGCUAUGACACACAUUGAGGUCAGCAUUCAGGAAGAUGCUAUGAAAGUCCUGGAUGUGCUUCUUGAACACUUCCCCGCCCUACUUGCCUCAAGACCUGCGGUGCUACUCACCAAUUUUCUGGAGUUAAUUUCUCACAGACAAACCAGUGGCAGAGCAAAAAAGGCCCAGGACUCAAAAACACGUACAUGGGCACUUUCAGUGAAUCCUGGUCGGGCUGUAACAAGCCAACAGUGGCGACUAAAUGUGCUUCUGAGGCUUGGUCAAUUCCUGCAGGCAGUUGUUGAUGAAAGACCAGUAGAAAAGGCCGAUAUAUCCCAAAAUGAAGGAGGAGUUGAUAGCAGUAAGAAGGGCCAUAUCACAUCUCUAAAUCUAACAUGGGAGGAGCUCAUUUACAGCAAAGUCACUGUGAACCUGUUUGAACAUUCUGGAGCCAAACCAACUCAGUUUUCAACUUUUAAACUCAGGCCACAGAGUGAUUCUACAACUGAAAUAGGCGAGAGUUUGGACUCAAAAGAGGCAGUUCAAAACUUUGCAUCUACACUGGUUCCUCUUCUUCUCGAAGUUUGGGUUGAGGCCAGUGUCAAUAAUAAUAACUUGUGGAACAGCAGUGAUGUUGCUCACCUGCUCACACCUGAUGCCAUGUCAGUAAUGUUCCAGGUUUUAUCCAUUCUGCAACUUCUGCGGAAGUUAGCCCCUCACCCAGAGCACCAAGAAGUGUUGGACACAUGGUUUCGAAAGGAAUAUUUGGGUGACUUUAAGCAGCAUUUUCUCAAAAAUUUCCCCUAUGGUAACCUGGACACACCCAAGCAUAAAAAGAAGAAUGAAAUGAAACGGAAUAAGCAAGUGACUCUGUUGCCCGUGACGACAGUGGACCCUCUGGCACUAAACAUUACCCUGUGUCAGGUUAUGGUCUCCCUCAGCCAAAAACAGGAGCCCACCACAGAGUCCGACUCGAGCUGGCUCACACCUUUAAGGAUAUUUGUUCAGGAUACUCUGAGCAGUGGUGUUAAACUGAGCUCUAAGCAGCUCAACAUGCUGCUGGACACAGUCUGGAAGAUGGUACUCACUCAAAAGAGCAGAGCUGUGACAGAGGACUUGUUGGCUGCAAUUUAUUCGUACUAUCAACAGAAGCACCUCACUAUUCAGACUAGAUCUCUGCUGCUGUCUUUUUACAGCAGACUCUACCAGCAAGAACAGGUCCAUUCACACAUUGCCAGGAGCAAGGUGCUGUCCCAUUGGUUGGCAUCUCUUCCCGUACAGUUGUCCCAGCUGGGCCAUCGUAAUCCCACGUUAUCAGCCCUUUUGAUUCGGUCCAUCCAGGCCGCGGCAUCCAGGGGAAACAAAGAUAUGCUCAACAGUUUGCUGAAAUAUGCCCCCGAACUCUAUGAUCCUAAUGAAGGUGUUAUCGUGUUUUUACCCUCUGAGUUACAACAUCAGAUGGUCCAGCUGUUGUAUUUCUUGCCAAAGAUGCCUCAGUCUCUUCUGGCCAAUCUGAGCGGCUGCUGCAACGAUGGACGGAUCUCUGCCUCAAUGGGAGCCUCACUCAUACGAAUUGUACAUCUGAGAUCGUCAGUGAGUGGGUGGACCAUUGGGAGCCAGGAGGCAGCGUUACAGGAUGUGGACUAUCUCAGCUUCCUGUUCUCGUCACUGGCUGGUUUCUCAUCUGAAAAACUCUCCAUGCUGCAGGACGCCACGGAGGAGUGUGCUCUGCCCCUCAGUGCGCUGUCACCUCUGAGCCUCCAUCCCACGCCCGCCGAACACUUCAAACACCACUGGGACAUUGUAGAUGAAGUCUGCCUUUGUCUCGAAAAUAUGGGCUCAAAAUCCCAGUGUUUUGACGUUGUGCAGAACGGCAUGUUAAGAUACUUGGCAAAAUUGGGAGUGAUUCCUGACAGCACCGCGGCAGCUAUGCUCAAAGCGGUGACCAGGCUGAGGGACCGUUCACUAGUGCCCAGUGAACCUGUGUUACGCCUGCUGUCUCUGUGCUGUCUCAGUCUACUCGCCCUUCUCACCACUCUGCAACAAGAAACUCCAGAGACCAACCAGAAAAGGGAAGCCAUAUGGGGGGCUUGUGUAUCCGCUCUCAGUGGCGUCCCCCGUCUGCUGAGGAUGGUGCUGCAGUUGUUUCGCGUUGGAGAUCUGACUGAAGAGGAGCUGCCUCACCUGGGCCAGGUCCUGUCUAUGCUCCUGCAGCACUCCCCCCUGCACAACCAACUGCUGGCAAACACAGCCCUGCUCCAAGAUAUAAUACAACAAUUCACGAGAUACUCCAGAGGUGGCACCAGGGAGCAGUGGAUGACCGACCUGCUCUACUGUUACAGCAUUACCAUGGCACACAGCUCCUCAGUCCAUCGGGGCAGUGUGGGAAUGCGGGACAUGUAUUAACACUUAGACCACCCCUCCCCCUCUCCGUGUUACAUUCUGUGUUACAAAAGAGAGCGUGGACUUUCUGUUGAUAUAUUUUUAUAAAGGCGUAAACAGACGUUAACCUAGUCCAUUUUGUAUUCCUGUUAAAAGCAUCACCCUGUCUCUGCCAACAUUUCUGUAUUUUACUGUGAAUUACUUCUUAUUAAAAGUAAAAAGUACGGCAUUGUUGUCUUAUUUUUAUUACAAUAAGAAACUUGUUGCCAGUGAAGUUUUAAUCAAAAUUCACUUUAUUUAUAUAGCACAUUUGAUUGA
Molecule: messenger RNA, 3327 nt
Organism: Periophthalmus magnuspinnatus
Lineage: Eukaryota; Metazoa; Chordata; Actinopteri; Gobiiformes; Gobiidae
Gene: tex10
Product: testis expressed 10
Exons: 16
Coding region: 205-3033 (942 amino acids)
Cellular component (GO): nucleus; MLL1 complex
Source: RefSeq, a predicted model, not a curated record